This is a messenger RNA of Phycodurus eques (leafy seadragon), 2354 nucleotides long. RefSeq names its product caspase 8, apoptosis-related cysteine peptidase (gene casp8). The transcript is spliced from 11 exons. Bases 745 to 2142 code for a protein of 465 amino acids. Gene Ontology annotation, molecular function: protein binding; cysteine-type endopeptidase activity. Gene Ontology annotation, biological process: negative regulation of extrinsic apoptotic signaling pathway via death domain receptors; proteolysis. NCBI's taxonomy places the organism in Eukaryota, Metazoa, Chordata, Actinopteri, Syngnathiformes, Syngnathidae. The record is from RefSeq and is a predicted model, not a curated record.
AAUAGCAAAUAUGGCAUUUCGUUCCUUUCUUCAACUUAACAACUUUUCUGAAACAGAAAUUGUGCAGAUUGAAGCAAAUAACAAAUUCUAAUGUUUCAGACACUUUAUCAAAGCACAGCUGGAAUGUAAUCAUAUUUUCAUUUGUAAACAAUGGGCAUGGGACGGUAUCAGAUUCUGAUGGUACGAUUCCCUUGAGCAAAAAUACUACUGUAUCAUGGUAUUUAAAUUACAGCUCCAAAAUCAAUUAUUUUGAAAAAAUUAUGGUCAAUAAAAACAACUUUUUCCUAUUAAACACUGUUUUAUUUUUAACACAUUCAGUGCCACUGUCUGCUUUAGAAGUCAAAUAUCCAUGUUAACUGGGAGGGCUGGCACUGAAACAUAAUUUAAAAUGCUAGUGCUAGCACUAACGGUUGUACGUAAACGUGGCGCCGUUCUUUCAAAUCAUGCUCUAAAGCUUCGGUAAACAUUGGUUUGCGCGCGUGAAUAAAUGUUGACAACAGCAAGUACGGGAGGUGAUGCGGCAGUCACAAUACGCAAUCCCAUUGGUCGACGUCAAGGUGCGCUGUCGGAGAGUUGUGGUCGAUAUGUCGCACGACACGGAAGAUAUAAAAAAAUAAAAAAUAAUCAAACAUGUUAUACUUUUCAUUUUGGUGUCAUAAGGCCAAGUCGGGCCAAUAUCGGGACUAAAGUCCUGUAGUCCGAACCAGACAUUGUUGAAACCUUGACUUUUCAACACGGUCAGAGAUGCAAAAGUUUUUUUUCCUAAUACAGGUCAGAGAUGCAAAAGUUUUGUUCAGCAGACUAGAAGAAAAAGAUCUCCUGAAGAACACUGAAUUUAUUGCUCAGUUACUGCACACAAUCCGACGCAUUGAUCUCGUCAGCCUCUUCGAGACGAACAGACAGGGCGUGGAGGAAACUGAUGCAAAUCCUAUGCUGUCAAAUUACAGGGUGCUGCUGUACACUAUAUAUGAUGAAACCACUAAAGACAAUCUAGAAAAGAUGAAGUUUCUCCUGAGCAACAAGAUUGGCAGGAGACAAAUGGAUGACUGCAAUACUGUGCUGGAUGUGUUCGUUGAAUUGGAAAAAGUGGGUUUACUGUCUCAAUCAAAUCUACGCGAGCUGCAUUCAAUACUGGAGGAAGUGGAUCUACAAUUGGCAUCGACUGUCCAGCAAUAUAUAAGAACACUUCCGCAGCCAGCGAGACGACCUCCCCCUCGUCUCAUCAUGGAUUUCCGGCAUGUCAACAACUCACAUCAUUUGUCCACAUCUGAGACUCCACCCACCCUUGAAGGUGGCCAAUUUUCCUUGGAUGCAAGAACAAACACUCCGCCUACAUCGCUUUCUGAUCAGAUGGAGUACUACCCAAUGAAUCACAUCCCUUGUGGUCUGUGUGUGAUCAUCAACAAUGAGGAAUUUUUGGGAAGGCGGCUGAAUAAAAGAGGUGGCACUCGAGAGGAUGAGAAGGCGCUUGAGUCAUUGUUCUCCAGAUUUGGCUUCAGUGUGAUUGUCCACAGCAACUUGACUGCAGAAGAGAUAAGAGAGAAACUACGUAUCAUUGCUUCAAGAAAUUUUUCAGAGGAGGAUGCUCUGGUCGUGUGUGUGCUUUCCCACGGGGAACAUGGUUGUGUCUAUGGGACUGAUGAGGAAAAGGUGUCCCUACGAGAACUGACACAGCCCUUUACGAGUGGAUUAGCCCGUACGUUGGCAGGGAAACCCAAACUGUUUUUCAUCCAAGCAUGUCAGGGAGGAGGUUAUCAGACCGGAACCUUGCCAUCCCCCCCAAACCCGAGAGAGGGGGAUGAAGACAGACGGAGUCACUUUGAAGCGGACGCGGGUCCCAUCCACGCCGAGACGGUGCCCUCAGAUGCCGACUUCCUGCUCGGCAUGGCCACUGUACCAGAAUGCAAGUCAUUUCGAAACAAGUACACGGGCUCCAUCUACAUCCAAGAGCUGUGCAGGCAGCUUCGACGAUCCGCUGAGAGUUCACGCGAGGAAGACAUUCUCUCUACCCUGACACGUGUGAACAGGGAGGUCAGCAAAGGCGUGUACCUCAACUACAAGCAAAUGCCUGAGCCCAAAUACACCCUCACCAAGACACUUAUCCUAAAGUUUGUUGAUAAGGACCAAGUGCAACUCUCCUAAUGUGCCAUAUUGCCUCAUGUGAAGACUGGAUUCUAUGUAUCACCGUGAUCUUAUAUGAUAUGAUGUGUAAUGAUGCUGAUGUGUACAAACAAAUUAGAACAACUGCUUUGAACUCCCAAGCUAAAAAAAAUAAAAAUAAAUAAAUACUUUGUACAGCAACGUUUUACAUUGUUUAUGCACUCUAAGGUUGAUUAAACUGUGUUUUUCCCCUC